Encephalitozoon romaleae SJ-2008 is the source of this 555-nucleotide messenger RNA. Its product is annotated as recoverin-like calcium-binding protein. Gene Ontology annotation, molecular function: calcium ion binding. Bases 1 to 555 code for a protein of 184 amino acids. The transcript has a single exon. The record is from RefSeq and is a predicted model, not a curated record. Lineage: Eukaryota; Fungi; Microsporidia; Unikaryonidae.
AUGGGAUCAAGUUCAAGCACAAUCCCUGGCAGUGCAGAGGAAGAUGCUAGGCAGUUCUCUCACUUUCCUCCAAAAGAUAUUCAAGAAUGGUCUUCUUCAUUCAAAUCAGUGUUCCCAACCGGCUAUAUGACAUCAGAUGAUCUGGAAACGAUCUUCAGGGACUUCUUUCCCUUUGGUUCUCCCACAAACUUCUCCAAGAGGCUUUUUGAAACCAUCAACAUAAGCCAGUCUGAAGCUAUUGAUUUCCAUGAACUGUUGAUAGCAUACAGUAUACUGAUUAAGGGGAGUGACCAUGAAAAGCUGCGUUGGAUAUUCAGAUUCUAUGACAAGGACAACGACGGUGUUGUAUCCAAAAAGGAAAUAGUCGAGGUUAUUCAAUAUCUUGCUGACAUGACAUCACACACACUCGAUGUCUCGAUAGAUUCCGAAGGAAUAGCUGACGAGAUCUUUGCUUCCGUUGGAACCGUCAAGAGCUUCCUCACUUUCGAGGACUUCAAGGUACUCUCCGUAAGAAAUGAAAAGCUAUUUAAAAUGCUAGUUCCAUUCUCUAGCUAA